Molecule: messenger RNA, 6989 nt
Organism: Corythoichthys intestinalis (scribbled pipefish)
Lineage: Eukaryota; Metazoa; Chordata; Actinopteri; Syngnathiformes; Syngnathidae
Gene: cldn23l
Product: claudin 23-like
Exons: 2
Coding region: 276-1013 (245 amino acids)
Biological process (GO): cell adhesion; bicellular tight junction assembly
Cellular component (GO): plasma membrane; bicellular tight junction
Molecular function (GO): structural molecule activity
Source: RefSeq, a predicted model, not a curated record
GAAGCAGACGGGCGGGAGGCUAGCGGGAAAGGAAGGACGCAAGGACAGACGCAAACACAAGCUCGGAGUCGGAAGGAGGAGAUGAAUGAGGACGAGAUGCUCGCGCCAUCUGCGCCGUGUUUGCUCUUCUGAGAGCAGGCAGGGAUCUGCAGUCAAAUACCCGGAAAGCCUUCUAAAUGAGCAGAUGGUUCUUCAGCAUUUCACCACCUCCGAUCUCUCUGGUGGAGCGCUAAGGGUCUGAAAACUGUACCCCUGCCGUUCAAGGAUUCGGGGUAAUGCAGACUCCAGCGUCUAUGGUGAUGGGGAUAGUCUUCGCCCCAUUGGGUCUGGUUCUGCUCUUCACCGCUGCCAUCACCCCUCAGUGGAGAGAGGGUCAUACGCGUCUGGACUUGGCCAAACCUGGCUCCGUUCUCCUCCGGAUGGUGGUUAAAAGCCACAGUCUGGGAACCCCGGACGGGCUGUUGCUGGUCCGCUCAGAUGGCUUGUGGGAGAGUUGUCUGCAGUUGGAGCACUCUGAACUGAAGCAGUGUUGGCCAGCUGCGGGUCCUUAUCAGCGAGACCGUCGGGUUCGCCUUGUCCAAGGCUUGGUCCUGACAUCUCUGUUCCUGUGCGGCACCGGCAUUCUCCUCGCCUGCAUCGGGGUCCGUUGCUGGACCGACCUGCCGCUGCGUGGGGUGGCAGCUACGGGCGGGCUCCUGGUGGUAGUGGCCGGGCUGCUCAGCAUGACAGCGCUAGGGGUCUACACCCACAACCUGUACAGGCUGGGCACCGAGGACACCCAGAAGGACCCGAAUAACACCAGGUUCCCUCGGUUGAGCUUGCGCCCGGCUGGCUCGCUGUACUUCGGGUGGUUGGGUUCGUGCUUGCAGGUACUUGGCGGGAGCGCCUUGGUGUUUUGUUUUAAGAGACCCCGAUGCCGAACCUGCCCGGACUUAGCGGCUUGCCCCGCUAGUCGGCCGUGCUCUGAAGUUCGCAACAAGCCCGACACGGACAUGUAUGAAGUCAGCUGUUAGAACAGGACUGUGACUUUCAAACUCACUCGCAACGUUGAUCCAGGGGUUCUCAAACUUUCGGGAUCCAGGGACCAUGUAAAUGAGAAAAUAUUUCCAAGGACACCCCUUCAUGACAAGGUUGUAUUUCAAAGUUGCCUAUUUAUAACAAAUUCCUAUUUUUAUAUUGAAAGGAUUUGUACUUGUUUUAAAGGAAAUAUUUUUCAAAUUAAUUAAUUAAACGCUUUGUAAUUGUCUUUAGAUGCCAUCAGGUGGCAGCAAAACAUUUCUUUAUGUUACGUAGACAAAGCUAAUGUCUGACAAAUUAAGCUCCUCCCCUCAGUUGUGCUUGCAACAGGGCAAUUUUUUUUUCUUAAUAUCGAACUCCAAAUGAGUGGAGGUGUAAAACGGUAAAGAGAUUAAGUCGUAAUUUUCCAGGUCAAUGAAAAAGGAAGAAAUUCGUACCUGCAGCGAUUAAAAAAAAAAAAGCAAACAUACAGGUAGUCCCCGGGUUACGACUGACCCGGCUUAAGCAAUUUCGAAUUUACGACACCAGAGUUUCGUCGUUUUAUUUUUUUUUAAUGUUGAAUUUUGUGAUGCAUGCUUUUAUUUUGGUGCGGGAAGCGUAGAACAGGAAGCGAGCGCAUGUACAGACACGCCCACCGCACAGACGCACACACAGAGCCGCCGAGUGACCGAGGUGACAGCCUGCGCGCACAUUUGUUGCAUGUGAAGCAUCCAGAGACGACGGUUGUAUAACCUGUUCUAUAACCCCUUUUGUACUGUUUAUUGUGCAUUUUCAAUUGUGGUCGAAUAACUGAAGCGAGUUUAUGUUUUUUGAUGAUGUGCGGAUGCUAACUCAUACAUGCUAAUCGUUUGUUAUCGCUGGAUGAGCAGUAGGGUUGGGCAUUGUUUGAAUUUGAACAGUUCCGGUUCCACGUUACGAUUCCGAUUCUUAAAAAAAAUGCAUAGUUUAUUUGAAUUUCUUAACUUCUCGAUUAUUUUUUUAAAUUAUAUGAAUUUUCAAUUAACUAUGAAUUUUUCACAGAGCUAUUUUUUAAACUUGAUACAAAUAUCAGUCAUUGAAAUUGAAUAUGGUGAAGUUUCUUUCCACGGGAGUGCACUUUAACAAAGAUGUUUAUUUUUCUAAAGCUCGCGGAGAAAACAUUUACACAUUCUUUUGCCUAUGUUUUAGAGUGUCUUAUGCUGCAGGCAUUUUUAAAUGUUACUGAGCUCCCACUAAUGGUGCAGAAUAUCAAACAAAGAAAAAAACAACUUGUAAAACCCAGUCAGAUUAGCAGGGGUACAAUAUAAAAUCAGAAACAGUUUUUGUUGACGAAAAUGAUCAUAUCUGCCUUCUCAGGCAGUAAGCGUGAGCGUUCUGGACAGAUAGUGCCUCCUGCAGUGGAGAACACACGUUCACUGGGUGUAGAUGAAGCCUGAACGCAUAAAUAUGAGAAAGCGAGAAAAAGUCGCAAAUAUUAUGUAGAGGUAAGGUAGCUGUGAGCCACUACGAACGUUACACAACAUGUACCUUAGCUGGGAGCUAUGAUGAAGCAUUAGUACAAAUUCUUCUAUUGAUUAUUAUUUCAUGUAUAUGAGGCAAAAUAAUAAGGAUUUCCUUAUUUGUAAAACCAAUUCUACAACAAAAGAUGCCUUUAAUACUGUUGAUUUAAACUGAGGCGGCAACGCGCUACGUAAAGUACGUAGCUGCUUAUAUAGCUACAUGAGCCCGAUGUAAUAAUACGACUUAUUCUCGUACUAUUCCACCUAUCCAUCCAUCAUCUACUGCUUAAUCCAGGGUCGGGUCGUGAGGGCAGCAGAAAACAGACGUCAUUUAUUGUUUUACUUACCUGGUUCUGACUGGUUAGAGGACCGACGCAGCAUGUUAAAUAUGCAGUGCUCAGCUAUGCACUACUCGGCACUUUUAUUCCAUGAAGCCGGAGGUGUUUAACCAUAUUGGUCGUGCAUGAUAUACGUAGCUGUGUUGCAAAUGUUGCACUGAGUUGACAAGUCAUUUUUCUUUGUUAAGUUGAGCCAAACUUUUUAGCGCCGCCGCACCGUGUCCAUGGUUGAAACCAAGUUGUAAUGCACUAACACCCGCUGCAUGUGGCUUCUUCUUCGUGGUGUUUGGCCGCUAUUUUUUUCCUAUCGGCGGUCAGGGCACCGAAACAUGGAAAAAUCCAAAUUUAAAAAUUCGAAUGGUUCCGGGGGAAUCGAGUGUUAGUCCCAGAUCCCAUUGAUGUUCGAUGCCCAACCCUAAUUAGCAGCUACUUGUCAGCGCAAAUUUCAAUUGCUGUUAUUAAAGAUGAGUCUGGUUUAAUUUCAUUAUAUUUUAGUUUUAUUCUGCAAGUGUUGAUAUCAUAAGCAGAUGAAUAAAGUCAGCAAACCAAAUGGACAUCCGACAUCGUCAUUUCGGAGCUUAGCUCACUGGCUAGUUGUACAGGCAAAAGUCCGCUAGCUUAAAUGCUAUAAAAUGCGAAUGUUUUUUUUUUUUUCACUGUUCUUAACAAAUGGUUCAGACUCAUAUUCCCACAAAAAUGGCUCAAUAUACAUAUAAACUAAAUUACGAACGCAUUAAAAAGCAUUAGCCCAAAGAAAAACUUUGCUUAAGUUGGUCUUAACAGGGAGCAGUUGGAUCCAGCCAUGUGAAAUGAGGCAGAUCAGAGGGCAAUGUAUCCACCCUAAUCAAUAAACUAAAUGUAAACACUUUCAAAAUAACACAUUACAACGCCACUUUAAUUAAACGAAUACUUGAGGCAACAAAAUUUUAUUCCAAUAUUUUUUUCUAAUCGAAUACUCGAGUUAAUCGAUUAAUCGUUGCAGCACUAAUUUAAAGGGAUAAUUCCGAUUUACGCGGUAGGGUAACUUUCGUAAACCGGGGACUAGCUGUAUUUUAGUAUCUUUUGCCUUUUAUUCAAGAAAAUAUCGUUAAAAAUAGUGCUGGAUUGUACAAUAUUAUUUGAAGAUACAAAAAGAUACAAUUUUAUUCUUGUAUUAAAACUGCUUUUGUUCUGAAAAGAUGACUUCAACCGAUUAAUGUGAUAUUGGAGGAGUAAUUGGCUUACUGUUUCAAGACUUUAAAACAUUCCUUGUGUUAGCAUCUACGCACAAAGAUAUGCACUUUUUUUUGUAAAGCUAAGAAAUCAUUUGUUGGAAUUUUUUUUGCUGAUCCCCCAUGGUCCCUAGACUCCAGUUUGAGAACCCUUGUAUCACAGUCUCUGUUUGUGGACUCUAAUUUUGUGCCGUGAUAAAUUGUUUCCUUACAGUAUGUUUCUUGUUAAUUCCAUAACUCCUUAGGUUUUCGUCUCCAACGGUUUUCGUCGGCCUUGUCCUGUGUGCAGCCAAUUAGCUUCCUUUAGUCACUCCAGUCUUGUCCAGGCGUUCCUUGUCGUUUCAUCAAUUUGUUUGUAUUUAGUUCUCUGCUUUCGUUUUUUUUUUUCCCAGAUCAUUUUAAAAUUUCAUGAGUACUGUCAAUUCGUCUGUGGUUAGUUUAUUCGAUCGAGUUUCUUUGACCACAGAUCAUAACACCCUGAUCCGGUGAGUCAUACUUAAGACACUUUUCCAUCAACUCGCAAAACUGUGUGUGAUAAUGACCUUCUCCAGAUAGUCACCGCGGAUAUGACUGAUCUGUGAUGAUGUUCUUGUGACGCCUUCGACAGCCGUGCUGUGUACUGUUAAGCUAGAAAAAUACAUCACGCUGCAUAUUAACAUAACUACACGGGGCCUUCGGUUUAUGACGGAGUUCCCUUCUUGCGUUAGUGAUGAGACACAAAUUUGAAUGCGCGCAUCAGCAAUCCUACAUGAACGCAGAUGCGAGUCAUAUUGGUUCGAAAAACACUUCUUAUGCUGGGCUCACAUGUAAAGACUUUGGAAGAUUUGGAAAAGGCUCUUGAAAGACUUAUCUCUAAGCUGAGGGGUAUGCAACUCCAAAAUUCUACGAUUUUUUUGCAGUUUCCUGGCUUGCUUGAGCUCAUCCAUUGGUUGCUGGUUGUGUCAUGUCACUUAAAGACCGACAGGCUCAAAUGAUAUUAAACAUCUUUGCUAGGACUUAAAAAAAGUCUAAAUUCAGACGCAGAGACAAGCAUGUCAUACUUAAUGGGAACCACGGAGAGAAAGACUUGUAGUUCUGAAAAGAUCCAUGUUAGUAUGAGUUAUAAUUAGGGUUGUUCCGAUCAUGUUUCUUUGCUCCCGAUUCAAUUCCAAUCAUUCCCGAUAAUUUUUCCCGAUCAUAUACAUUUUGGCAAUGCAUUAAGAAAAAAAAGAAUAAAACUCGGACGAAUAUAUACAUUCAACAUACAUUACAUAAGAACUGUAUUUGUUUAUUAUGACAAUAAAUCCUCAAGAUGGCAUUUACAUUAUUAACAUUCUUUCUGUGAGAGGGAUCCACCGAUAGAAAGACUUGUGACUUUGUAUAUUGUGACUAAAUAUUGCCAUCUAGUGUAUUUGUUGAGCUUUCAGGAAAUGAUACUGUAGCCAUUUCACUGUUCUGCCCAAAUGCAUGAAGGGAAGUGCAACCAUGACUGUGCGUAGUGGCACCAAUUGAUAUAUCUUCUCUGCGUUGGGAAGUAACAUAGGGUGUUAAGAAAAAGAUCAACCACUACCGUUCUUCCCCACAUUGCUUCCCACGAUAUUUCUAAUUGUUGAGAGAGGGAUUUUAAGGCUUUAACCAAUUAAAAAGCGGCUCCUAAGACUGCCAAAAUUCUCUCUACUCAUUUUACGCAGCCUGUUAGCUCUAUAUAUAGGUAAAAUGGCGCCAUUCUAGAUUGAACGCGACAAUGCGUGAGUGGGUCGUGCAACGCAUGCGUUAAUUGCAUUAAAUAUUUUAACGUGAUUAAUUUUUUAAAAAUGAAUUACCUCCGUUUACGCGAUAAAUUUGAUAGCCCUACUUUAAGCCAAAACUAAAGACUCUGGAUGAAUGUAAGACAUUUUGUCUGUAACGUUAAAUACAAUUGGAAAAUGAUUUAAUUAAAAAAAAAUAUAUAUAUAUAUAUAAAAGGCAUGUCCGAUAUUUUUUUGUCGAUUACGAUACUUUGAAAAUGACGUGACCGAUCGAUCGGUCAAGUCCUUAGUUAUAAUAAUUUGAUAUUCAAACCCCUCUUAAUCUUUUCAUUUUUAUAAAUUGGAAAAAAUACCUAGUAAGUCGCCAUUGUUGUUGGUGACGCAAUGCACUCUGUGUGGUGACGUCACUGGGCAGCGCUGCCGUACUCCAGUAGGAUUCGAACCAGAGUUUCCCGUGCGACAGACGAAUGCUGAGACCACAGCAUUAUGCGGCAGGCCAAACGGCUCAGGAUGGACUAUAAGUGCGUGACAACAUGACGAUGACGUCAGAGUCAUGAUUUUCUUCUAAAGUAAUCGCAACCCACAUUCGUUCUGUCUGUGCGGUAACUGAAAAAGUGAAACGUAACUGAAAAGAAAGUGCGUCUGGUUUGACCACAGAAUUAGAAAACGCGGCUCACUUCCAGCAGGGCCGCCAACCAAAAGUGGUAUUUGCCCUGUGGCAAAAUGGCGUACCGCACGCAGGCUAUUUUUAGACCAUGACGUCGCAUCGUAAAGCGGAAGUAAAGCCAAAGUGGGACAUUAUAGACCCGCCCUCGCAUAGACACAACGUAAUUUGUGCUACUUUUCUCCGGUAAGCUUUCAAAAACGAACAUGCCGAUCACGUAUUGCUUUUUUGGAACUUGUAGAAACGACUCGAGACAUUACGACACAUGAAGGAUGUUUUCUUCAUACGUUUCCGGAAACCAAUAACUCGGGAGGAAAAAAUGAGAAGACCGAAUCAACUUGCGCGGACUUUAAACACCAGCUCGGUGAAUCCAUUCACAUUUCAUAUGUAGUAAACAUUAUGUUGGGUUGGCAUGGUCUUUCAGAGGACAAAGUGGUAAGCCAAUUUUAUAUUUUUAGCUUGUUUUUUUCGCGUAACGUUGUGCCGUACUGCUUCUGUCUGACAAUGAAUGACCUGAAAAGAAUUACAACGGUAUCUGACUGCCACUGUUACCG